AUGUAUGAUUCAUUUGAAGUAGGUGCUGUAGACCCAGUUACAGUAAUAAUCAAAGAAUGUAUCACUUUAUCUACUGCAAUGCGAAAGGAUCCUCGUAACGAUUCACAAUUAGGAGUUGCAGCUAUUCUGGGGGGUGGCUCAGAGAUAUUUAGUAAUGAUGAUGAUUAUUUGGCAAGUACUUUUAAUAAUUUAUCAAUAAAUCAUCACGAUAGUCCCCUUUUGUCAAAUUUCAUUCAAUUGAGAUUAAAACUAAAUAAACUUCAGACUCUAGAUGGAAUCGAUUCAUUAGCUAUUUUAAAACCUUUUUUAAAUGUUAUUAGUGAUAGUUCUGUUCCAGGCUAUAUUACGUCAAUUGCCUUGGACUCUUUACAAAAGUUUUAUUCAUUAGAAAUAAUUAAUAAUAAUAGUACAAACCACAUAUUAGCUUAUAGAGGUACUGUUAAUGCAUUGGCUCAUUGCCGAUUUGAAGGCUCAUCUGCCAUGUUUGAUGAUUCUGUUCUUUUAAAAGUUAUUAUUUUGCUUCACUCAAUUGUUAAUUCCCCUACAGGCGAUUUAUUAUCCGAUUCAAUUCUUUACGAAGUAUUGCAAAUUUUAAUGUCUUUAUCAUUUAAUAAGGAAAGAACCGACGUAUUAAGAAAGGCAGCUGAAACUUCAUUAAUAUCUAUGACUUCCAGAAUUUUUCGUAAAUUGAAUUCUAUUAAGCCUGCUUUAUCGAAACACAAAUAUAUUAAUGACGAAAGUUACAUUACAAGUGACUUGAAAGAUGAUAUAAUUGGUAGCCGUUCAAGGGGAUUGAAAAAUUCUAAACCAUUAAACCAUCCUAAUUCUCAUGAAUAUGAAGAGCUGCCUACUAAUACCAACAAUGGACUGUCCAAUGCAACAAUGAAUACAAGCUCCGAUAAAAAUACUAUCCAGGCUACAUCCACCCAUGAUACCAUGGAGCAAGACUCAGGCGAUGAUUCAGAUAUUGAAGGGAGAGAUACGCACGAGUCCAGCAAAUCCAAUCUUGCUAGCAUCAAUAGCUCACAACAAGAUCUCCAAGAGGAUGUUCUGGAAGAGAACUAUGGAUUACCUUUGAUUAACAAGUAUAUGAAUCUUUUAUUAUCAUUGAUAGCACCAGAGAAUCAUACAAAACAUACAAGCUCUACGAAGAUUAUCGCUUUAAAAUUAAUUGAUGUCGCCGUACAAGUAUCUGGAAAACGAUUCCUUUUACAUCCGAGACUUUUCAAUUUAAUAUCCGAUCCAAUAUUUAAAAGUGUAUUAUAUAUUAUACAAACCUCAUUCUACAUGGACCUGUUACAGUCUACGUUACAACUAUUUUCAACUCUAGUGGUUAUUCUUGGUGAUCAAUUGCAUAAACAAAUUGAAUUAACUUUAAAUACAAUUUUUGAAAUAUUACUAGAUGAGAAACCUGAUAUUUACAAAAACAAGAAAGCUAAUAACAACUCUCGUAGUAGCAUUAAUCUUAAUUCCGCACGAAAAUCUGUUUCAGAAUUAGAUCUACUUCACUCUAAAGAGAAAUUUAGUAAUACAAAUAGAGCAAAAAGAACUCCUAAAAUCAAAGAAUUGUUCAUUGAGCAGAUCUCAAUUCUUUGGACAAGAUCUAAAUCAUUUUUUACUCGAGCAUUCAUUAAUUAUGAUUGCACACUUGACAGGUCAGAUAUUUCAAUUAAAUUUCUCCAUAUUCUAACCGAACUUGCAUUACCUGAAAGUGCUAUGAUUACAAGCGAAAAUGUUCCACCGAUGUGUCUAGAAGGUCUAAUCUCAUUAAUCGAUGAUAUGUAUGCGAAUUUAAUCGAUUUAGAUAAUGAGAAAUUCAAGAAAAUGAAAAUAGAUGAAGUGACUGAUAUUUUAAAACAACGCGAAAGAAAAAAGAAGUUUAUCGAAUGCACUAGUGCUUUUAAUGCCAAAUGGAAGGUUGGAAUAUCUAAAUUAAUUGAAAAUAAAUUUAUAGAAAGUGACAAAAAUGAAGAUAUUUCGAGAUUUUUAUUUGAAAAUAAUGAGCGAUUAAAUAAAAAGAUGAUUGGUUUAGUUCUAUGUGAUCCAAAUAAUACUGAAUUAUUAGAAAAAUUUAAUGAUUUGUUCGAUUUUAGAAGCCUAAGAGUAGAUGAAGCUAUUAGAGUUCUUCUAACCAAAUUUAGAUUACCAGGUGAAUCACAACAAAUUGAACGUAUUAUUGAAGCAUUUUCAAAAAAGUUUUCCAAAGAUGUGGAAUGUGUGACAACUGACGAUGAAUCCAAUAUUAGUGACAACCAAUGUCUAUCUCCUAAUAAAAAACAAAAUUCAAAAAGGGAGAAGGUUGUCCCAGACCAAGACAGUGUCUUUGUUCUAAGUUAUUCUAUCAUUAUGUUGAACACCGAUCUCCAUAACCCUCAAGUUAAAGAGCAUAUGACGUUUGAUGAGUACUCUAGCAAUCUUAAAGGAUGCUAUAAUGGUAAUUCUGAUUUUCCCGUUUGGUACCUGCAAAGAAUAUAUAGUUCCAUUGAGGAUAAGGAAAUUGUUAUGCCUGAGGAACACCAUGGUAAUGAAAAAUGGUUUGAAGAUGCCUGGAAUAAUUUAAUCUCUUCCACCACUGUAAUCACUGAGCUAAAUAAUGAAAGUACACGCAUUGACUUAAACCGAUUGAAUAGAUUUCAAAUAGCAUUAUUUGAUAAAGUAAUUUUUGAAAAUAAUGGGAAGGCUAUUGUCGAUACCUUAAUAAAAAUUUAUGACAUAGCUAGUGAUGAUCAUAUUUCAAGCCGUAUGAUCAGUACUCUAGAUAAAUGCUGCAUUAUUGCAUCAUUCUUCGGAUAUAAUGAUAUAUUUAAUUAUAUCGUACAAUAUAUUGCAGAAUGCUCUGAUAUUGUAGAUAGCAGAAACUCACAGCGCAAUAGAAAUUCAUCCGAAAGUAAAAAUGAUGACAAACUCUCUAAUAGAGAAAAUAAUGCAGUCCAUCAUAAUAGUUACACUAAUUAUGAGCCAGUUAAUACGCGUAUACCAGUAAUGGAAAUUAAUGUUGAGAGCAAUAAUUCAAUCAUUGCGGUAAGCAGUACGAGCGUUAAGUUAGGGAUGCGUUUUAAGAAUCAAUUGUGUCUUGUUAUGUUAUUUCGAAUAUUAUCGACUAAUAAAAUAGGGAAUAUAUUAUCAGAUGAUUCAUGGACCAAAAUUAUUGAUAUAAUUUUGACUCUAUAUGAAAAUUUAUUAUUGAAGGAUGAUAGAAUAGGAAUAAUAGUUAAACCUGAAUUAGUAGUUAACAAAGCUAAGGUCAAUCGUGGUAUUCUAAGUACUUUUGCUUCUUAUCUAAAAGGUGACGAAGAACCAAAUGACGAACAAAUUGGAUAUAGUUUAAAAGGUAUCGAUUGCAUUAAUAAAUGUUCAAUACUUGACGCAACUACUAAGAAUCGUACAUAUAUUAAUAAAGAAAACAUCGAAAAGAUAUUAACUUGCAUAGAUGAUUCAUGGGAAGUCACUCACACCAAUAAAAGGUAUUUAGAAAGUGAAAUACUAUAUUUAUUCCAGUUGGUAAUUGAUAUGAAUGACCAUUUACAGAAUCAAGAAGAAUCAUGUAACAUAUUAAAGAAGAUAAAAUUGUUUACAGAUAAGAAUUCAGUGAGCGAGGAGUUUAAAAGAGAAUGCAACUCAUAUACAUUAAGAUUAUUGACCGGGGUAAAUAACGAUACUGCACUUGAAAGAGUGGGUGAAAUUAUUAUGGACAUUAAUACGAAGAAUGAGAUUUAUACUGCAGAAUAUUUUAAAUCUCGUAGUGGUGUUAGCUUCAUCCAAGAAGGCCUAUUAAUGAUCGACUUUGACAUUAUUAAUAAUAACGAACUGUAUUGGAAAAUUUUACGUCAAAUAGUUAUUAUUGGAACAGAGCAUAUGGAUAUGAUUUACAAAUUUUUAUAUAAUGUUCUAGAGACAAACUCUACUAAAAUUUGCAGCAGUACAAAUUUCAUGAGCGUUCUUGGCAUUAUGGAUGAAAUUUCAUCCAUUGGUGCUAUUGGUAGUCAAUGGGAACAAACAUAUGCAAAUUUAAUUACCAGUGGUCAUAAAGUCAACCAAGAAAACCCAUAUCAAGAUAAAAUAGAUAUUAGCAAUCACUGCGUGGAACUAACAUAUAGUAUUUUAUUGAAGAAUGUAACUAUGAGCAAGAAUGAAAUCAUUGGUAUUAUCCAAGCGUUAGCUCAUCAGUGUUUAAAUCCAUGCAAUCAAAUAAAUAAUAAAGCAUUGAUACUUCUUGAAAAGAGUAUCAAAAUUGAGAUUGAUCGGAUGGAGAUACAACAGGACGGCAUGAAAAUGAUUGAACUAAUUGACGGUGGGUUAAUGCCAUUAUUAAUGGAACAAUACAAUGAAUACACGGUAAACAUCUUGAAUAUCCUCAAGAAUGUUUAUCUAUAUUAUCAAAAGCUGUCAGAAACAUCCACUACUGAUCAAGAAAAUGUGUUCAUAAAAGUAAUGUCCAUUUUUAACAAAUUUACCGCUAAACCUCCUGCCGAGAAAGUUCUGCAAGAAAUGUUGGAGGCUAAGAAAAUGAUUUCUGCCGAGAGAGUUCAACCCGAGUCAGGUUAA
Messenger RNA from Henningerozyma blattae CBS 6284, 4545 nucleotides. RefSeq names its product Arf family guanine nucleotide exchange factor GEA1 (gene GEA1). Gene Ontology annotation, biological process: regulation of ARF protein signal transduction. Gene Ontology annotation, molecular function: guanyl-nucleotide exchange factor activity. NCBI's taxonomy places the organism in Eukaryota, Fungi, Ascomycota, Saccharomycetes, Saccharomycetales, Saccharomycetaceae. Bases 1 to 4545 code for a protein of 1514 amino acids. The transcript has a single exon. The record is from RefSeq and is a predicted model, not a curated record.